Messenger RNA from Cladophialophora immunda, 4494 nucleotides. RefSeq lists its product as uncharacterized. Gene Ontology annotation, molecular function: structural molecule activity; protein binding. The transcript has 5 exons. The coding region runs from base 170 to 3841 and encodes 1223 amino acids. Gene Ontology annotation, cellular component: COPI vesicle coat. NCBI's taxonomy places the organism in Eukaryota, Fungi, Ascomycota, Eurotiomycetes, Chaetothyriales, Herpotrichiellaceae. The record is from RefSeq and is a predicted model, not a curated record. Gene Ontology annotation, biological process: retrograde vesicle-mediated transport, Golgi to endoplasmic reticulum; intra-Golgi vesicle-mediated transport; intracellular protein transport.
AAACCCCAUAGGGAGCCACCUAUGCCUUUCCAACUGGGACGUAAAUUCAAAACCGCGACAGUUCUCACUGGACAAAUCUUGAUAUCGACGCAGCAGAGGAGGGGUGCAGCAUGAUUACAACCCAUCGUUGAGAACUCCAGCAAAUUGAACUCUUCUCUAAGCGGCCAACAUGGCGUCUCCUUCAAUGCUCACAAAGUUUGAGAGCAAGAGCAGUCGUGCAAAGGGCUUAGCUUUCCACCCAAAACGACCAUGGAUCCUCGUCAGCUUGCAUAGCAGCACCAUCCAACUAUGGGACUAUCGCAUGGGAACCCUGAUUGACCGCUUUGAAGAGCAUGAUGGACCAGUCCGUGGCAUCGAUUUUCACAAGACACAACCACUCUUUGUCUCAGGAGGAGACGACUACAAAAUCAAAGUUUGGUCCUACCAAACGAGGAGAUGUCUCUUCACCCUCAAUGGCCAUUUGGACUAUGUCCGAACAGUCUUCUUCCACCAUGAGUUGCCUUGGAUACUUUCCGCCUCUGACGACCAGACAAUCAGAAUCUGGAACUGGCAGAAUCGGUCUUUGAUCUGCACAAUGACGGGUCACAAUCACUAUGCCAUGUGCGCACAAUUCCACCCUAAGGAAGACCUCAUUGUUUCCGCCUCUCUCGACCAAUCCGUCCGGGUAUGGGAUAUUUCAGGACUGCGGAAAAAACACUCGGCGCCCACAUCGAUGAGUUUCGAGGAUCAAAUGGCCCGGGCAAACCAACAACAGGCUGAUAUGUUCGGCAAUACCGACGCCGUCGUCAAAUUUGUUCUCGAAGGGCACGAUCGAGGGGUCAAUUGGGUGGCUUUCCACCCGACCCUACCUUUGAUCGUCUCCGCAGGCGAUGACAGGCUUGUCAAGCUGUGGAGAAUGAGCGAGACCAAGGCGUGGGAGGUCGAUACCUGCCGAGGGCACUUCCAGAAUGUCUCUGCAUGCUUGUUCCAUCCACAUCAAGACCUCAUUUUGUCCGUGGGAGAGGACAAAACUAUCCGUGUCUGGGACCUGAACAAAAGAACUUCCGUCCAAUCCUUCAAGCGGGAGAAUGAUCGUUUUUGGGUGAUUGCCGCCCACCCUGAAAUCAAUCUCUUCGCCGCCGGUCAUGACAACGGUGUCAUGGUCUUCAAACUUGAACGCGAACGACCUGCGUCCUCCGUGUACCAGAAUCAGCUGUUCUAUAUCACAAAGGAUAAGCAUGUCCGAUCUUACGACUUUAUCAAAAGUGUCGAGUCCCCAUCACUUCUGUCACUUAGGAAGUUUGGCAGCAAUUGGGUGCCUCCUCGUGCACUCUCCUACAAUCCAGCAGAGCGGUCGAUUCUGGUCACCUCACCCACGGACAACGGCACUUAUGAGUUGAUUGCACUUCCACGAGAUGCCACAGGAGCUACGGAUCCUACCGACAUCAAGCGUGGAUCAGGUAACGCGGCAGUCUUUGUGGCACGCAAUCGCUUUGCUGUUUUCAGCUCUUCCACCCAGUUGGUUGAGAUCAAAGACCUCAGUAAUUCGACAACCAAAUCCUUCAAAGCACCUACCGGCACGACUGAUGUCACAUAUGGUGGCACUGGCUGUCUCCUUCUCAUCUCUCCCACAAACGUUGUCCUCUACGAUAUUCAGCAGAAGAAGCAGCUCGCAGAACUGAGUGUUACAGGCGUCAAAUAUGUUGCCUGGUCAAACGAUGGUCUCUAUGCUGCUUUGCUCAGCAAGCACAAUGUUACCAUCGUAAACAAAUCCCUGGAGCAAGUCAGCACUCUGCACGAGACAAUCAGAAUCAAGAGUGCCGCCUGGGACGAUUCUGGCGUCCUGCUUUACUCGACGCUCAAUCAUAUCAAAUACACUCUGCUCAAUGGUGACAACGGCAUCGUUAGGACGCUCGACCAGACGGUCUACCUCGUCAAGGUGAAAGGCCGCAAUGUUUACUGCCUCGACAGAUCCUCCAAGCCUCGAGUCCUCACAAUUGACCCGACAGAAUACCGAUUUAAAUUGGCGCUCGUGAAGCGUAAUUAUGAUGAAAUGCUCCAGAUUAUCAAGACCUCACCCCUGGUUGGGCAAAGCAUCAUCUCUUACCUACAGAAGAAGGGCUAUCCCGAAAUCGCCUUGCAGUUUGUGCAGGAUCCCCAGACGAGAUUCGAACUCGCCAUCGAAUGCGGCAACCUGGACGUUGCCACAGAAAUGGCCAAAGAAUUGGACAGGCCCAAAAUUUGGACACGCUUAGGCGCCGAAGCUUUAGUACACGGCAACCAUCAAACUGUGGAAAUGACCUACCAAAAACUUCGAAAUUUCGACAAACUCUCAUUCUUGUACCUCUGCACAGGCGACGAGGAAAAACUUACGAGAAUGGCCAAAAUUGCUGAGCACCGGGGGGAUUUUGUCUCUCGCUUCCAAAAUGCGCUAUAUCUCGGCGAUGUGGAGAGCCGGAUACAGAUGUUCAAAGAGAUCGAUCAGUAUCCCCUGGCUUAUCUUACUGCAAAGUCUCACGGACUGACCGAAGAAUGUCAAUCAAUACUCGAGCUUUGUGGGUUGACGGAAGAUCAAAUCUCGAUGCCCGAGUCCGGAGAAGGUCUCGCUCCUCCAAAGGUCAUUGUUCCUACCUACAAAGCAAACUGGCCAGUUAAGGAGGCAUCACAUUCCUCGUUCGAAAGAGCACUCCUCGGCGAGGUGGGAGUGGCUGUUGAAGACGAAACAAGCCCUGAUCUUCUCACAGAAGACGUGCCCGUGGCUGCAGACGGUGACGGACUCGCAGCAGAUGAGGAGGCGGAUGCUGGCGAAGGCUGGGAUAUGGGCGACGACAUCGGGCUCGAGACCGCAGGAAAUGACUCCGAUUUUGUCAAUGUGGACAACCCUGACGCACCUGCGGAAGCUGCUGGACCGGGCAGCUCAGAAGCAGAUAUGUGGUCAAGGAACUCUCCGCUAGCAGCAGAUCAUGUUGCAGCCGGCUCUUUCGACAGUGCCAUGCAACUACUGAACCGUCAAGUUGGGGCGGUGCAUUUCGAACCACUCAAGUCGAGAUUCCUGGAAAUUUACCAGGCGUCCAAAACAUUUCUACCUGCAAAUGCUGGCUUGCCUGCUAUUGUGAACUACGUUCGCCGCACAACGGAAGAGACGGACAACCGAAAGCUCCUGCCGGUCAUUCCUAGGAAUCUAGAGACCCUCACGAACGUUGACCUUCAGGAGGGAUACGCGGCCAUGAGGACAAACAAACUGGAGCAGGGUGUUGUAACGUUCCGGAGGCUGCUGCAAUCACUCCUCGUCAAUAUUGUUAGCUCACAAGCGCAAGUUGAUGAAGCCAAGGCGCUCAUUACGAAAGCGAUGGAAUACACGCUUGCGAUGAGCAUCGAGCUUGAAAGACGUCGACUCGCAGCUGCAGGUGGUGAUUCAGAAGCACAGCUUAAGCGACAGCUCGAGCUUUCGGCUUAUUUCACCAUGCCGAAACUUGAGGUCGCUCAUCGACAAUUGGCUCUCAUGGCGGCUAUGAAGUUGGCCUUCUCGAAUAGGCAAUACUCGAGUGCUUUGUCUUUUGCAAAUCGAAUCCUUGCCAACGGGGGCGCGGCCAAAUUGGUUGACCAGGCGAAGAAAAUCAAACAACAGGCAGAGCGUUCAGGGUCUAGCGACAAGACCGAAAUCGAAUACGACCAAUUCGCCGAUUUCGACAUUUGCGCCGCCUCCUUUACUCCAAUCUACACUGGGGCACAAAGCGUGUCAUGUCCGUUCGAUGGAGCCAAGUAUCAGAGCCAGUUCCAAGGACAGGUGUGCAAGGUCUGCGAGGUCUGCGAGAUUGGCGCCGCGGCCAGUGGUCUGCGGUUGUGGGUAAAGGGCCUGUGAGAGUAGGCAAUAAGGAGGUGACGACUUACCAAGAAUUUGACGACUUCUGAAUGGGACUCGCAGACCAGUACAGGUAUCACUGGAGCAACAACUUUGUGACUGCUCAGGACUGCUUCCGGCCCAGAACACAUCGCUAGGCUAGGCAUAGAUUCAUGAUACAAAGCGGACUGUCGGGACUGAGGCCAGGUUGGCUGUUCCCUGCAAGUAGGGGUCGCUCUCAGCCAGCCCUCGGAACAUCGACACGAUAUUCCGCAGCCUUGCUCUGUGGACAUCGGUCUGAAAGCGUCUGCCUUUCCCUGCACAUGAAAUUAGGCCCUAAAGUUUUUGUCAGGCUUACAAUUCCAAUGUCCUGGAGACUCGUCGGGAUCUUUGCAUGGUAGUCAAGGUCUGUAGGCAUGUAGUCUUUAUCAUGCUCAGAUUACCAGACCCGAUUUGACAUCGGGAGGACAUACUUUCGGUUCGGCUUUUCGAGCCUGGCCACAAGUCUACCUGUUUUUGUUAUAAUUGGUUCUGUUCGCCGAGGUUCUAUCCUCGACUCGCAGGUGGGCGAUGGGUGACAUUCCACCGGUAUUAACAGCCAAACCUAACAACCGGAAUUACCGAAAAUGGAUCUGGAGGUGGAGUUGGAGGUUUGCACAGAGGCGCCAGUGAAG